GUGGGAGAGGGAUUGAGGAGAGGGGCGGGUCGUGGUGUGGAAUGUGUUGACAGUGGAGUGAAGCUGAGGGAUAUUGCUUUGAGGAAUUCAUGCUGGGUUCUGGGAGUAGUUGUUGGGUCAAGUGGUUCUGUCGGUUUUUUUUAAUUUCCUGCAGCCCAGUAAAUUCUAGCAAAUCGGACCCCAGACUUUAUUAGGUAGAAAAGGGUACUGCAGAAAAAAAAAUCCUGUUUUUUAAAAAUCCUAAUUCUUUUACACGAAUAUCUACCAGCCUGCCAGGUCGGAGGUCAAUUCAGUGAAGAGAAAAUUAAAAUAACAGGUCGAUGGCAUCAGUUAAAAAAAAAAAAAAAAAAAAAGCUCCAAAAAAUGACAAAACAAGCUUGUCGUUAAGACAACGGCACUGAAUGGCUCCAAAUGAAAUGUAUUUUUAUUUUUUAUUAAGAACCUCUGUGCUGACUAAGUUAAGGGAGAUAGAAGCUAAACCAAUGUAAUUCAAAUUCUGCUUCAUCUUUAAAAUCAUAUUUAAAAUAAAAACUAUAAAUUGUGUACGUGGCUGGACUGGUUUAUUAUUAUUCUAAUAAUGGUUGUUCUUAUUGAUAUUGCUGCUGUUUUAGGCCUAUGUGAUUGAUCUGUGCAUGCCUGUUUAUUGUUGGUAAAGAUCUUAGCGAAUCAGGGAUGAAUGUUUGAGAUGCACAUCCUGUCUCUAGUGCAGUAGCGUCGCAGCUUGAUUGAAGGCUGUGUCUUCAGUGGACAGAGUGAACUGCCUGCAUUCCGAGCGUGGAAAUUAAUCCAGAACAAUAAAAACAGUGAAAUCCUGUUCCCGCACUUCGUCUGUGUUCUGCAUGCCGGGAGCUGGGGGUGCAACAAAGUCAACAUCCAAUAGUAACUUCAUAUUCACUCGCUCACUAAUGAUCAAGCCAUUACCCACACACGUGACACCCCUGCACAGCAGUGUGAUCCAUUCCUGAUUUCAAUAGGAGACACAGACACACACACACACACACACACACAUACACACACACACUCUCACACCGAGACACACACACACACACACACACACACUCUCACACCGAGACACACACUCACACUGAGACACAGACACUCUCACACUGAGACACACACUCACACUGAGACACAGACACACACACACACAGACACACACACACAGACAGACAGACACACUCACACUGAGACACACUGACACACACACACACACUCACACUGAGAGACACACACACACACACUGAGACACACAGAUUGUGUUGAUGUUAGAAAUUCAAGUUUGAUUUUGUUGUUUUCUUUGCAGGGAUGUGUUGGGGAGCUGUCUUGUCUUCUGUGUGUCUAAUCCCGUUCUGCUAUAGCCACCAGAUGAGUCUCAAUUUCUUCCUCCCUCUGCAGCCUGUCAGAAAUGAACAUUAUUAUUAUUUAUUAUUAUUGUUAUUAUUAUUACUUGUUACUUUUACAGUGAUUGUUAUUUCACUUACACAUAAAAAAAAACUGAAUUAAUAAAAAUAUAGACCUUUUACAAAUUAUUAUUAUUAUUAUUAUUAUUAUUAUAACAACAGUUGAAGCAGGCUUUGUAGGUGAAGGGGGGACUGGGGUCCUACCUGGACUUGGGUUUGUCUGCGGUGACCACGCCCACUUCGGUCUCGCCGGGUCUGGAGUCGAGAGCGAGGACGGAGGAGAGACAGGUGAGUGCCAGCUCACCUGCGGAGGGGGUCAGGGGUCAGCACUCAGCGUUGCUUCGUAAACCUGCCCCGGAGGACUCACAGGCGCACGCAGGUGUUUGCAUUGUGCGCAAACGGCGUCGUCUCUGCUUAAUCCUUUCACUGAACAGCACGAAAUCUACAAGCCAGAGACUGUUGUUUAGCCUCUCUCGCCUCUCCUCUCCCACACUCACCUCGACAGUCACAGACACCGGGUCACACUUGAACAGAACCGGUCGAAGUGGUCGUCAGAAUCAUACCUGAAAGAGAGACAGCGUUUAAAUUGGCUGACAGAGAUUGCAUGCUUUAAAGUGUUCGUUAAUAUUAUUAUUAUUUUGAUUUUUUUUUCCCCCAAAGAAAAACAUUAAUUGGUAGGCUACUGUACUUAAAAUUAAUCGGUUAAAAUGGAAUGAGUCUCGUGUAUUUAUGUAUCUUUUUAAGAUUAGAAAGUGAAAAACGCCGGUCGCUUUAAGUUUGUAUUUUUUAAUUAGAAUAUACACAAACGUAGUUUCAUAAUUUCCUUACAGUAUAUAAAUAAUGCAAUUGUAUACAUUAUUAUGAGUUAUCGUGUAUUUUCUACAUAAAAUUAAGUCUCAAAUGAUGAGGGUAGCGUGCUGUUACUGAGUUCUCUCUUUACCGGCUGUACGAGUCAUAGCGAUUAUUAUUAUUAUUAUUAUUAUUAUUAUUAUUAUUAUUAUUUUCUAGCAUUACGAUUGUGCUCGGAUUAAUCUGUUGUGAACCUUUCGAAAGUUCUUCCAUUAAUAAAGUGGAUUUAUUUGUUUUACACCGGAUUUCAUGUGGCUCAUUUCUGAAAAGGAUCCAAACACCGUUGAAGGUCUGGGGUUCAGCCUCCAGAUAUACGGUUAUACUAUGCAUUUACCAUGUGUUUUUUUUUUUUUUUUUAAAUAUGCUUUCCCAGACCUCUCUGUGUUUUGCAAUGCUUCCCUAUGCUUUACCAGACCUCUCUGUGCUUUACAAUGCUUCCCUAUGCUUUACCAUCCCUCUCUGUGCUUUACAAUGCUUCCCUAUGCUUUACCAGACCUCUCUGUGCUUUACAAUGCUUCCCUAUGCUUUACCAGACCUCUCUGUGCUUUACAAUGCUUCCCUAUGCUUUACCAGACCUCUCUGUGCUUUACAAUGCUUCCCUAUGCUUUACCAGACCUCUCUGUGCUUUACAAUGCUUCCAUAUGCUUUACCAGACCUCUCUGUGCUUUACAAUGCUUCCAUAUGCUUUACCAGACCUCUCUGUGCUUUACAAUGCUUCCCUAUGCUUUACCAGACCUCUCUGUGCUUUACAAUGCUUCCCUAUGCUUUACCAGACCUCUCUGUGCUUUACAAUGCUUCCCUGUGCUUUACCAGAGCUCUCUGUGCUUUACAAUGCUUCCCUAUGCUUUACCAGACCUCUCUGUGUUUUACAAUGCUUCCCUAUGCUUUACCAGACCUCUCUGUGCUUUACAAUGCUUCCCUGUGCUUUACCAGAGCUCUCUGUGCUUUACAAUGCUUCCCUAUGCUUUACCAGACCUCUCUGUGCUUUACAAUGCUUCCCUAUGCUUUAUUAAGUUUACUUUUUUUACACGCAGUUGCUUAGUGAGUGCAAAACAAAUAACAAGGAAACGUAUCAAUCUAUAAAUCACCCGAUAAGCCGAAAGCAGCGAAGCCUGUGGUUUUUUUUGCUCAGAGCUGGCGGUGAAACUGAACCCCCAUGUUCGCUAUUUUGGCUCCGUUUGCCGUGUCCUUUAGUACUAAUUGAUGUUCCGUCGUGGAGCCGGAAUGGCGGCGCGUAGCGCUCUGCUCUGUGAACUCUUCUGAUACAAAGUUUACCGGAGUGGCACAUCAGGUGAGUCACGUCACGCCCCUGAGUUGUUGAUAAAGUCUAAUAAAAACCCGACCGUUCCUUUCUGUGUGUCUUACGAGGAGCAAGAGGAGACCAGGAGCUGACUGUCUCCACUGAAAUACAUGGCAUUACCUUUACAUUGAAAUAAAACACAGUAACAAAGUGUUACAAUGCAGACGCGGAGGGGAAGAGUCGGGUUUUGCUUGAAUGACAAGAAAAGGAAGAGGAUGAAUCUAGUGGUUUUUGCAGAACUUUGCAGGAAUCGAGGGAUUGAGGUGGUCCAGAUCAAUCUGAACCAGCCAAUCGCUGCGCAGGGCCCCUUCGAUGUCAUCAUCCACAAGCUCUCUGAUGUCAUGGGGGAGGCGGAGCAUGACAGCCAAUCACAGCAGCUGCUGGAACGAUUCGAGAGGUACACUGCGGGACACCCCCACACUGUGCUGCUGGACCCCCUCCCUGCAAUGAGACGCCUCCUUGAUCGCUUUGCCUCCUACAGGAUCAUGGAGGGACUGCAGACUGCCAUCCCUGGUGAGUGGAUCUGCAGCCCCCCCUACAUGGAGAUUAACUCGACGGAGCUGAGUGAGAAACAGCUGGACAGAGCUCAGCGCAGCCUGCCCUUCCCUAUCAUUUGCAAAACGCGAGUGGCCCACGGAUCGAGCUCUCACAAGAUGUCUCUGAUCUUCGGCCCGGCUGGCCUGUGGGACGCUCGCCCCCCCUGCGUGCUGCAGAGCUUCAUCAAUCACAGCGCCGUGCUGCACAAGGUCUUCGUGGUGGGGGGGGCUCACUUCACUGUGGAGAGACCCUCGCUCAAGAACUUCCCUCGGGGGCAGUCCGAUAGGAAGACAAUCUUCUUCAACAGUCAUGACGUGUCCAAGCCGGAGUCCUCCUCACACCUGACUGCGCUGGAAGAGGAGGCCGCUCUUCCCCGCCCCCCCUGCGAUGAUGUAAUUGCCGCCAUAGUAACAAAGUUGAGGUCGGAGCUGGGGAUGUCCCUUUUCGGAGUGGACGUGAUCGUCAACACUGAGACGGGGAGGCACACUGUGAUCGACAUCAACAUCUUCCCAGGGUACGAAGGGGUCCCCCAAUUCUUCUCUGCGCUGCUGAACCACAUCGAGGCUCUGUUGCAGGAGAAGGGAGGGGCCUGUGAGACCAGGGGCUCACCUGACCAUCCAGCAAAGGGAGGGGAGGUGGAGGUGGGGGCAUCAGCCAUGCCCCCCAGCACUAGCACCCUGAUCGAGGGCGUGAGCCUCACUGCAGCACAAAGGAAUAUCCACUAGAAACUAUCCUCAGGGCAUCAGAUGAAAUAGCCACUAGAAACUGUCCUCAGGGCAUCAGUUGAAAUAGUACUAGAAACUAUCCUCAGGGCAUCAGAUGAAAUAGUACUAGAAACUAUCCUCAGGGCAUCAGAUGAAAUAGCCACUAGAAACUAUCCUCAGGGCAUCAGAUGAAAUAGCCACUAGAAACUGUCCUCAGGGCAUCAGAUGAAAUAGCCACUAGAAACUAUCCUCAGGGCAUCAGAUGAAAUAGCCACUAGAAACUGUCCUCAGGGCAUCAGAUGACAUAGCCACUAGAAACUGUCCUCAGGGCAUCAGAUGAAAUAGCCACUAGAAACUGUCCUCAGGGCAUCAGAUGAAAUAGCCACUAGAAACUGUCCUCAGGGCAUCAGAUGAAAUAGCCACUAGAAACUAUCCUCAGGGCAUCAGAUGAAAUAGCCACUAGAAACUGUCCUCAGGGCAUCAGAUGAAAUAGCCACUAGAAACUAUCCUCAGGGCAUCAGAUGAAAUAGCCACUAGAAACUAUCCUCAGGACAUCAGAUGAAAUAGCCACUAGAAACUAUCCUCAGGGCAUCAGAUGAAAUAGCCACUAGAAACUAUCCUCAGGGCAUCAGAUGAAAUAGCCACUAGAAACUGUCCUCAGGGCAUCAGAUGACAUAGCCACGAGAAACUGUCCUCAGGGCAUCAGAUGAAAUAGCCACUAGAAACUGUCCUCAGGGCAUCAGAUGAUUCUUAAGGGUUAGGUAUUGGGUUAGGUAUGGGAUUUGGGUUAGGUUUUAGGGCUGGGGUUGGGUUGGGUCAGGGUGGGUUGAUGUCUGAGAGGUGACGAGCUCAGGAAGUGAAAGGUGGGAGUGCUUGGCAAAUGCCCUAGAAUCAUCUGAUGCCCUCAGGACAGUUUCUAGUGGCUCUUCCUCACCGCUGCGAGCCUCACCUCACAGGUUUGACAUUAAUAAACGGUUCCUCUUCCCUUAGAGCGGCGCGAACAAGUCAGAGGUGAGACUAAUUCACACUGUGCUGAGAAUCCCUUCAGUCACAGCAGAGUUACCAGGAGUCUGCCUGUUUGCUUGUAUAUCCGCUUCAGUCAGCGAGUGUAGAAUUGUGCCAUGUUCAGUUUCCUAUCUAUGUAUCUAUUAUUAAUGCAACUUCUCCAACUCCAUAGAGCUGACAACAAAUGUUUUAAAUUUAAAAAAAAAAAACACAAAAAUGAAGAGUUCAUGACCAAAGAGGAUAUAUUACUACAUGAGGGAGAUGAUCAGUUACUGAUUGUACAAAUCUGAGUUUUUUUUUUCCUGAGAUUAAUAUUCUGUUCUGUAUAUAUUUAUUACAUAGUUUUACAAUAAUUUUAUAUAAUUUAUUAAAGCACUUGUACAAGUUUAUUUUUGCUGUUGUUCCAUUUGUAUCA
This is a messenger RNA of Acipenser ruthenus (sterlet), 6210 nucleotides long. Its product is annotated as inositol-tetrakisphosphate 1-kinase-like. Lineage: Eukaryota; Metazoa; Chordata; Actinopteri; Acipenseriformes; Acipenseridae. The transcript has 10 exons. Gene Ontology annotation, cellular component: cytoplasm. The coding region runs from base 3708 to 4811 and encodes 367 amino acids. Gene Ontology annotation, biological process: inositol trisphosphate metabolic process. The record is from RefSeq and is a predicted model, not a curated record. Gene Ontology annotation, molecular function: magnesium ion binding; inositol-3,4,5,6-tetrakisphosphate 1-kinase activity; inositol-1,3,4-trisphosphate 5-kinase activity.